This is a messenger RNA of Chenopodium quinoa (quinoa), 2119 nucleotides long. Its product is annotated as pectinesterase-like. Lineage: Eukaryota; Viridiplantae; Streptophyta; Magnoliopsida; Caryophyllales; Amaranthaceae. Bases 1 to 1746 code for a protein of 581 amino acids. The record is from RefSeq and is a predicted model, not a curated record. Gene Ontology annotation, biological process: cell wall modification. The transcript is spliced from 2 exons. Gene Ontology annotation, molecular function: pectinesterase activity; pectinesterase inhibitor activity.
AUGAUACCAAAUAAGAAUGCAAAGAAGGAAAAGAUUGCUCAAUAUUUUGCAUUUUUCUUGUUGUUGAUCGGAACGGUAGCGGCGCUGGUGGUUGGUAUGCAAAGCUACCACCACCACCACGAGACCGAUACCGAUGAACCUUCUAACAAUAAUGAUGAGCUAGCCACAUCAAAUAAAGCCAUCCAAUCUCUUUGUAAUCCAACACAUUACAAAAAAACAUGUAUUGGAACCCUUAAUUCUGCUGCUAGCAACACAAGUGACCCAAUAAAUCUAUUAAAGUUAGCUUUCAAUGCAACAAAGAAAGAACUUUUGGAUACCUUCAACAAGUUUUCCAAUUUACAUGUACCAAAAGACGAUCCAAGAGCGGUCCAAGGGCUUGAAAUUUGCAAAGAAUUAGUCGAAAACUCGGUGAAUGAUUUAGAGAGAUCAAUGAAUUCUGUGAAUGGUAUUGAAUUGAAAGAAUUAGACCAAUUAAUGGAGAAUCUUAAGGUAUGGAUUAGUGGGGCUUUAACGUACCAAGAAACUUGUUUUGAUGCAUUUGAGAAUUCAACUAGUAAUGUAGGACAAAUGAUGAAGAAUUUAUUAAAAACUUCAAAGGAGCUUAUUAGUGAUACUUUGAGCAUUGUUUCUAAGCUAAGCUCAUUGAAAAGUUCCUUUGAUGUUAAGCGUGGGUUUCAUCACCGUCGUUUGAUGGAUGACUCGAAACCUAAGGUUGCAUCUGAAUCGCAAAAACUCCCUGCUUGGAUUAAUGAUCAAAGACGUCGUAUCAUGAAACUUCCAACGACGAAAAUUCGUUCUAAUGUAACUGUGGCUAUGGAUGGGAGUGGACAAUAUAAGACUAUUAUGGAAGCGAUAAAUCGAGUUCCUAAUGAUAAUGUGGAGGCUUUUGUGAUAUAUAUUAAGGAAGGGAUUUAUAAGGAGCAUGUUAUUGUUGAUAAGAGUAAGACUAAUGUCAUAUUUAUUGGUGAUGGACCUAGCAAAACCAAGAUCACUGGAAAUAAGAACUUUGUUGAUGGUUAUCAAACGUUCAAAACUUCCACUGUUGAUAUCAUAGGAGAUGGUUUCAUGGCCAAGGACAUAGGCUUUGAGAACUCAGCGGGACCAACAAAGCAUCAAGCAGUUGCAAUACGUGUAGUAUCCGAUUUCUCUACCUUCUACAACUGUCGUUUUGAUGGAUACCAAGACACUCUUUACGCGGUAAGAUCACGCCAAUUUUACCGCCAUUGCACCAUUACUGGAACAAUAGAUUUCAUCUUUGGAGAUGCAAUGGCUAUUUUUCAAAAUUGCAAAGUGGCUAUUAGAAAACCAUUAGAAAAUCAACAAUGUAUUGUAACAGCCCAAGGCCGACUACAAUCCGAUGGGCCGGGUGCAUUUAUCCUUCAAAAUUGCACCAUUACCGCGGACCCUGAUUAUUACCCAGUUAAGGAUAAAAAUAGGGCCUUCUUGGGACGGCCAUGGAAGGAUUAUUCUCGAACUAUUAUCAUGCAAUCUUUCAUCGACGAAGCCAUUCAUUAUGAAGGUUGGGCUCCAUGGUCUGGUGAUUUUGGGCUUGAUACUUUGUUUUACGUCGAAUUCCAAAAUAGAGGGCCUGGUGCUGCUAAAGAAAAGAGAGUAAAAUGGAAUGGUAUCAAGCAGUUAAGUUCAGCCCAAGUUGAAGAUUUCACUAUUAGUAAAUUUUAUGUAAAUGCUAGCUCUUGGCUUAAUACCACCGGAGUGCCACACUACUCCACCAUGCUUAAUAUUUAAGGGUUUUUUUUUUUUUUUUUUUUUUUUUUUUUUUUUUUUUUUUUUUUUUUUUUAAUUUAGGAGUGACAAUUUCUGUACAAAGUUAUACUUCGAGUUGUUAGUCAAAUGAUUUCAGAUUUUUUAUUUUUUUUUGGAAUGUUUGUAUUUUCCCUGAUUUGAUGUUUUUCUAAAGCCGAAGAAAAAAGUGUACUUUGAUAUAAAUAAAGAUUGUACAAAUAUUCUCUCAAAAAUUUCGAAAAAAGCAAUUGUUUUACUUAGGAAAGUAAGAGAAGAGAAAAUGAAGGAUAGAUCAUCUUUUGUUUGGAUACCUAAUACAAGGAGAGAAGGGGAGGGCAUUGGAAGGAGUCAUUUUCCUUCCCCUUUUAAUAAAGAA